Myodes glareolus (Bank vole) is the source of this 903-nucleotide messenger RNA. NCBI's taxonomy places the organism in Eukaryota, Metazoa, Chordata, Mammalia, Rodentia, Cricetidae. The record is from RefSeq and is a predicted model, not a curated record.
AUGGAGAGUAACAAUCAGACCUCCCCCGUGACCCGCUUCAUUCUCCUGGGCCUCUCUGCUCACCCAAAGCUGGAGAAAACCUUCUUCCUGCUCAUCCUGCUGAUGUACCUGGUGAUCCUGCUGGCCUGUGCGGUGCAGAUGUUUCUCUCCUUUGCCAUGGGAGCCACAGAGUGUGUGCUCCUGAGUAUGAUGGCGUUUGAUCGCUAUGUGGCCAUCUGCAACCCCCUUAGGUACCCAGUGAUCAUGAGCAAGGCUCUCUACAUGUCUAUGGCCAUCAGUUCCUGGGUGUCUGGAAUUAUCACAGCCACAGUGCAGACAUCUUUGGCAAUGCGGCUGCCUUUCUGUGGGGACAAUGUCAUCAAUCACUUCACCUGUGAGAUCCUGGCUGUCCUAAAACUGGCCUGCGCCGACAUCACCAUCAAUGUCAUCAGCAUGGGGGUGGCUAAUGUGAUGUUUUUGGGACUCCCAGUGCUCUUCAUUUUUGUCUCCUAUGUCUUCAUCCUCGUGACCAUCCUGAGGAUCCCCUCCGCCGAGGGGAGGAGGAAGGCCUUCUCCACCUGCUCUGCCCACCUCACUGUGGUCAUUGUCUUCUAUGGGACCAUCCUCUUCAUGUACGGGAAGCCCAAGUCCAAGGACCCACAGGGGGCAGACAAACAGGAUGUUUCAGACAAACUCAUCUCCUUAUUUUAUGGGGUGUUGACCCCCAUGCUGAACCCCAUCAUCUACAGCCUAAGGAACAAGGAUGUGAGGGCUGCUAUCCAGGAAAUACUGCAAAAGAGAAAAAUACUGAAAAGGGCCAAUAAUAUGGCUCAUCAGGGAAAGGGCUGCUUUCUGACCACUGGAGAAGGCAUCCUUCUCGGUUCAUCCUGUGCAGGUGACCCUUUCUCUGGGUGUGGCUCUUAA